This is a messenger RNA of Mus musculus (house mouse), 1315 nucleotides long. It is a transcript of the gene Actg2, whose product is annotated as actin, gamma 2, smooth muscle, enteric. The record is from RefSeq and is marked validated. Gene Ontology annotation, biological process: cellular response to interleukin-6; cytoskeleton organization; cellular response to acetaldehyde. NCBI's taxonomy places the organism in Eukaryota, Metazoa, Chordata, Mammalia, Rodentia, Muridae. The coding region runs from base 109 to 1239 and encodes 376 amino acids. The transcript has 9 exons. Gene Ontology annotation, cellular component: cytoskeleton.
AUAUUGCUCUGGUAUUUCUGCCAAAGACACCACGGCCCUCAGUCUCUCGGAGAAGGACUUCUCACACCCUUGGUGCUCCAGCCCCCAGCUCAUUCCACCGCUCCCACCAUGUGUGAAGAAGAGACCACCGCCCUUGUGUGUGACAAUGGCUCUGGCCUGUGCAAGGCAGGCUUUGCAGGAGAUGAUGCCCCCAGGGCUGUCUUCCCCUCCAUUGUGGGCCGCCCUAGACAUCAGGGUGUGAUGGUGGGAAUGGGCCAGAAAGACAGCUAUGUGGGGGACGAGGCUCAGAGCAAGCGUGGGAUCCUAACUCUCAAGUACCCUAUUGAACAUGGCAUCAUCACCAACUGGGAUGACAUGGAGAAGAUCUGGCACCACUCCUUCUACAAUGAGCUUCGAGUAGCACCAGAAGAGCACCCCACCCUGCUCACAGAGGCCCCCCUAAACCCCAAAGCAAACAGAGAGAAGAUGACCCAGAUCAUGUUCGAAACCUUCAAUGUCCCUGCCAUGUAUGUUGCUAUUCAGGCUGUGCUCUCACUCUAUGCAUCCGGCCGUACCACAGGCAUCGUUCUGGAUUCGGGGGAUGGCGUCACCCACAAUGUCCCCAUCUAUGAGGGCUAUGCACUGCCCCAUGCCAUCAUGCGUCUUGACCUGGCUGGACGGGAUCUCACAGACUACCUCAUGAAGAUUCUCACAGAAAGAGGCUAUUCCUUUGUGACCACAGCUGAGAGAGAAAUUGUACGAGACAUCAAGGAGAAGCUGUGCUAUGUAGCCCUGGAUUUCGAGAAUGAGAUGGCCACAGCAGCUUCAUCUUCUUCCCUGGAGAAAAGCUACGAGUUGCCUGAUGGGCAGGUCAUCACUAUUGGCAACGAGCGCUUCCGCUGCCCGGAGACCCUCUUCCAGCCUUCCUUCAUUGGCAUGGAGUCAGCUGGAAUUCAUGAAACAACAUACAAUUCCAUCAUGAAGUGUGACAUUGACAUCCGCAAAGAUUUGUAUGCUAACAAUGUCCUCUCUGGGGGCACUACCAUGUACCCUGGCAUUGCUGACAGGAUGCAGAAGGAAAUCACAGCCUUGGCUCCCAGCACCAUGAAGAUCAAGAUUAUCGCUCCUCCUGAGCGGAAGUACUCAGUCUGGAUUGGCGGCUCCAUCCUGGCCUCUCUCUCCACCUUCCAGCAAAUGUGGAUCAGCAAGCCAGAGUAUGAUGAGGCAGGGCCCUCCAUUGUCCACAGGAAAUGCUUCUAAAGUCAGAGGGCCUUCUCUGGGGAUCCCCACAAGACUGCUGUCACCAGCCACAGAUCAUUAAAACCUUCAAGCCUUA